Molecule: messenger RNA, 11290 nt
Organism: Rhopilema esculentum
Lineage: Eukaryota; Metazoa; Cnidaria; Scyphozoa; Rhizostomeae; Rhizostomatidae
Source: RefSeq, a predicted model, not a curated record
CAUUGCGACCCUAACUACUGACAGAAGGUCCUCUAUUCUUGUUCUAUGAAAAUAAUUCCAAAGCACUUCUAUCAAAAAAAUGAUAUAUAGUCUGAACAUGACUGAAGGUCUCUGAUAUAAGUUUAUUUCCUAUUCGGCAAAUUUGCUGGCUGAACACUAAUCUUCUACCUUCCUUGACGUAGCGCUGAGAAGCAUGUUUCUGUAAACUUGUAGAAGUGAAGCUUUCUAUUUGCAGCUCCAUCGUUGUUGGUCGAGCUGCUGUUAGGAAACUCCGCACCUGAGGCGGACUUAGAUGCUCUCUCCAUACGGGAGAACCCAAAACUCAGAAGAGCGCCACUAUUGAAAAAGGUAAGGUGAAAGCCGCAGUAUCGACUGGCAGCAAAAAUAUUUGAACUAUAAAAUUCAAGGGACAGCUGGAAAGUGAGUCCGGAGCAUUGACAACAUCGAUUUAGAACCAAGGGUCCUAGGCACAGUGAACAAACAUUUUAUCAUGAUUAUGCUCCAUAGUUUUAUUUGGUUUGACUUGAAGAUUGAAAAACUAUAAUUGCGAGAAAUCGAGCACGGUUUAACUUAAAAACAUAAGCAUCGAGAUAGAUUAAGUGGCUUUGCAAUGGGCAAAGGCAAUUUUUGCUUAGUUGUGCAAAAUUCAGAAUAAAUUAGCAGGCAACAUCUCUAAUUAGAUUAAAAACUUUUAUCUAAAAAGUUUUGUUUUAAUAUCAUACUUUAAUGUGCAUAAAUAUACCAGAUUGCGUGCGGUACAAUAUAAUGCUAUAAUAACGAAUGUAAGUGAAUUCUACCAGGAAAAUUUUUCUUUCAAUAAAUAACGGCGUUUUGAGCAUAGCCCGUUAUCAAGUAUAUAACUACGUAAGCCCGUAUUCUAGUGUAUUACUUGAUAACGGGCUAUGCUCGAAACGUCGUUAUUUAUUGAGAAAAAAAUUUCGAUUUUCGUGCAUCCUUAUACCAAGUACCGUCGUAACCUUGUCCGAUGCAGAAGCUUUGACGAAAUCAAUUCGGUUUAUUUGCCUCAAGAAAUCCUUUCCAAUUUUCCCCUUGGAAACCUUCAUACCUCCUAUGCCUUUUCACGUUGGGCCUCAUUUUAACCUGAUUCUCGUUCAUCUCAUGGAGAUGGAGGGAGCACAAAAUUUCUAAAAAAGGGCGCCAGACCUACUUCAACUCGGAAGAGGUUGCCACUGCCCCCGCCCUCCCCCUUGAAUCUGGCACAGGCGUGCUUUACAAAACAACAACAUUGAAAUUGUGUCAAUCUACAAAAGGCAGGAACAACGCAAAACGGCGGACAGUUGAAAUCAGGUAAAUCAAAUCCAGAUUCAUUCAGGCAAACGCAGACCUGACGAGUUCACGCUAUGGGAGGUGUUGGUAAACGGCUGAUAUUUUUUCCCGGCUAUUUUAUUCAUAUCUUCUUUCAGUACUUGAGUAUCAGUAUCAUUUGAACAAAAUCACUUGAUGUUGACAAGGCCGACCAUUUUGAAACUUUGCUGUUAAAGAUGUUUCCAGUUGGGGAUUGGCUGCAAUUUGAAAUGUAUCUUCUAAAAUGAAAAUGGUAAAACUUAAAAACUUAUUGCAUUAAAUGGGGUUGGGGGCUACAGCGUGCUAGGCUCUAGUGUGCCAGGUCUAUAAGUGUGCUUGACUAUGUAAAUUGACGUUUGUGUUCAAAGCUUUUUUGGCAGUGAUUCUAGUUUGUUGUUCCUGUAUAAAAACAUGUUUGAAUUUCUGUAACAGCAAUCCAAAUUUUAACUAUUCCACAAGGAAUGUAUUAUAUUUUCCCCUUAAAAGUCACAUUUAGCCCCAAACGCUCCAGAUGUAGAGGGUAGCUGGUAGGCCUGUAGGAAGUAGAAAAUAUUACUUUUUCAUUCUGAAGAUCUGGACCAAGUCAUUUCGUUUGCAUGACAUUUCACACUACAGGUUGUUUAUGAUUACAAAAUUUUGCAGACACUUUCGCGAAGCGCUCCCAAGUGACAUUUUCACUUUGAGGACUGGUACCAAGUUCUUUUAGAGGUAUUUUUCGGCUUGGUUCUCUUUCGAGUUUUAUUUCACACCUCAAACUACAUAAGUUGAGAAGUUUUCAUGCUGGUAUCAUAUUUUGCGCGAUUGUUCUGCCAUCAGAUCUGACUAAUGGAGCUCAUGCCUUCAAAAAUUUUCAAAGAUUGCUUCAUAAAUUUGAACAGGUGUUUACUCUCCAUCUCCAUUUAUUGAAAAAACUUUACUGUGUGAUGUUAUUCGUUUGAUUUGAAACUAAGUAUAUCUUUAUAAAUGAAUCUGUAAUUAUUAUCAUUCUUCUUUUUCUUGCAAUUAUUUUUAUCAACCUUUGGUAUCUGUCUGUCAGUAUGAUCUAUCGUUGUUUUUCAUCAUAAGCCUUUAUCCUAAACUUUAGGGGUCGGUUUCCCAAAUUUUCAUAGAAAUUUUUCAUCUGUCUGUUUCUCACAUUCUCCUAGUAUAUUGUACCAUUUUCCAAUUAAAUUCCCCCAUAACAUUCUUCCGCUAUAUCCUCCCGUUACAUCCUUCAAUAAAUUCUGUCAUUGCAACUUCCGAAUUCAUUGUCGUUUUCUUAUCUUUCAGGCAGUUUCCAUGCUUCUCUUGUCGGAGCAGUGUCGUUUCUAAAUUUUUGUGGAUAACUCCUUAAAUCAAUGCUGUUUUGCUGUGAAGGCAGUCGCGAUUGAUUUGGCGCAGUUAAAUAACUUAAGAAAAUGAAGACGAGGCUAAUCUGACGUAACAAAACGAGGAUGGUUAAUUAGGCGUCAUAUAAUGUUGGCGUCGCAACAUUUUCUCACUUUUAAUCGUGUUCUUUGAGAGUACGGUCGAUUCUUUAUUUACGGGAGAAUUUAUUCUUUAUUAUAUUAGUACAGAGAAAACUUUUGAAGAUUUAUUGGCUGGUUUUUAUAAAUUAUCGAAAGGAGGUAGGUGAUUUUGUGUCAACUUUUUUGCAAUAAACGAAGAACCGUAAGGAAAGUGCGAUAAAUAUGAUUAAUAAAAUUCCAGUGAUUACAUUAGGCAAAAAACUUGGCAUAGUACCUUAGAGCCGUCUUGUUCUACAUACUAAACAGUUUUAAAUGACUUUACAAAAGAUCGAUCAGUAUAAUGACAGAAAGGAGUAAAUCCGAUAUACGUCGUAGCAAUAUUUAUACAUUUUCAACAUUUUCUAACCCUAGGAAGGACUGUUUGGGUUCCCGAGCUCCUUGCGGAAAUCGCAAAGGAAGAUUUAGUGUCGUGAAAAUGCCGUGGCCCGAACUGGAUUUGCAAGGGCAUCUGGAGAUGCAAAAUCAGAGGCAGCCAGUUAACAGAAGGCAAGAAAAAUACACAGACAGAGAUAGAAUCUAUGAUGGACAGGCACAUAGAGUUAUGCAGGACAACACUUUCGAGGGGGUUCGCAGCUUCUUUUACCCCUUAAGAAGUGUUGACUGUAGGAGGGAUGACCAAAUGACGAAGGUUGAUAUUGAGCAGCUUAUAAAAGAGGAAAUACAGAGCUACAAAGCGAGUAGAGCAGUAGCAGAGGGCAAUUACGAGAGACCAAGUGCGAUUGGAAAACUGCAAAUUGAUACUGAGCAGCUUGGAAAGGAGCAAUCGCAGGAGCCCUUCGCAUUAGAGGGAGACUACAAGGCACGUAGAAGAGUAGAUGAAAUAAAAUCUUAUCAGCAAGCCGUUGCAGAAAGCAGCGAAACGAUUGCAAGGCUGAACUGUGAUCUUGCACAAAGAAGGGAAGAAGCAAAACAUUUAGAAAAUGAGCUAAACAAAGUCUGGAAAAUCGUAGAUGAAAACGAAUGCAGUUGGCAAUUGGAUAAAAAGAGGCUGGAAGGAAAGAUUGUAGCUCUACAUAAGAACAUCCAUAAAAACAAGCAAGAUAGAGAGUUUGCUAAGAAAGAGGACCAGAAAAAGAGGAUUGCAAAAUUAGGAAAAGCGAGAUUGGAGGUUGUUGAAGUUAAUUUGACUACACCAGGACAUGAAAAAAUUUUUGAAUGCAAAGAUACCACUGCUACAUAUACUGCUAAUGGUGGCAACUCUGUCACUGAAGAGACGAAAAAGGAAUCAGAAGUUAAAUGCGAGAUGCAGAAAAGAAAGAGAACAAUACAGGAAAAGUUACCAGAAAAGGAAGAGAUAGAACAGGCUUCAUCAUUGACCCAUCAGGAUGAAAUAGCUACGCAAGGUGCUGAAGCCGACGACAAGAGCAUAAUCAAAGCUUUGCUUUCUGAUAUGGAAGGGAUGAAAGCAGAAUAUGAGAGUAAAGCUCUUGUUGCAGAAACGAAAUUGAAGUUGGCAACAAACAAGCUAGAACAAGCCAAGGGGAAGCAAAAUAAGAUAAGGAAAAAAUUGAAGGCAACUGAAAUCGAAAAUUUACAUUUGCAGCGAAGCAUCGGUGAGACAGUAGAGGAAAAUGCUGAAAUGAGAAGGAAUUUAGCACAGAAAGAGGCUAAUUUAAAAGAGAUGCAGCAAGAGAUUGCUGAAAUACCACACGCAAUGAGAAUAACCAUAAGAAAUGAAAGUGUAACAAAGACCGAAAAAGUGAGCGAAGAAGAUGGCAUUCUCAUGAAAGGUGAAAUAAGCUCUAAUUAUCGUACUAUGCAGGGGAGAGAACUGGAACGACUUAUUUCAGAAAACAAACUGUUGAAUAUGAAGAUACCCAAGCUUGAAGAAAUUAAUGCCGAUGGGAGCAAAAUUAUGGAUGAGAUUCUCGGGAGACAGAUACAGUUAAUGAAAGAAAAUGUAGAGCUUAGAAAGAAAGUUAUGGUUGAUGAAUUUGCACAAAAGCAGAAAAGUCACAUGAUAGCAGAUACCAGUACACAGACAGAGAAAACAGAAUCAAGUUUGGCGCAGAAAGCAGAGCUGGAACAAGGGACAUUUGAAUCGGAAGCAAGCGCGUACUCAUCUAGUGAACCAGUUUUUAAAAAUAUGCAAACGAUCCAGUUUGCAAGGGAAAUUUAUAUUUUUGAGAACCUAGUUCACGAAACAGUAAAAAUGAAUAGAGGAGAAAUGCAGACACUGAUGGAUAAAAUGACAACAUACCAGAAUCGACAGGAUUUCCAGAAGAAAGAAGCGGAAACCCAGGUGAAUAAAGAAGAUUUGAAAAAAAUGAAAGACUUUGCGGCUGCAUUUGAAGAACUGCUAAAUGAAAACAAAAAUUUUGUAGAAAAAAUGCAGCAUAUGUCAAAUGCCAUAGAAAUUUAUCGUAAGAAGGAAAAACAUUCAAAACAUCGCAUCGAAAGGCUGAAAAAGCUUCUAGAAAUCAGUAAAGAGCACAAGAAUGACAACAUUUCAAAUCAAGAAAUGACUAGGCGGUGCAGAGAAGAGUCUACAGUCAAAUUCAGCAUUAGAAAAGAUAAAGGUUUGAAUGAAUGGAUGGCUAAAGAGGGCGACGAAGGCGAGGGCUGCAAUAUUAUGAUCACGGAAGAGGCCCUAGCACAAGGAAGAAGAAAAAAGCUAAAAAGAAUGAGAAACAAACAAAGACAACAGGAAGAUACAGAGAGUAAGUCUGGGAGAAGAUCCUCUUCACCAAAAGGUAUGAGGUGCAUUAAUGAAGGUCAUGUAGACGCAGAUAAACGAUCAAUGGUGAAUGGAUCAGGUCAAAUUGUCGCAAUCAAAGAUCGUCUUGAUUCUGAUAAUAACAUUUUGAAAGAUAGAAAUGUCGACUCUGACAUUGAUUUCAUUCAGCGUGCUAAAAAGUCUAGGAGAAAAGUCGAUGGAAGGAACCAAGGAAAAGAAGGCAUAAAAGGGAAUCGAGAUUUGUCAGAGAGUCAAACUUUGGAUCUUGAAGCAGCUAAAACAAAAGAGGGAGUAGAUGGAGAACUACACCAGUCUUUGUCAAGGAGGUUCUUCAGGCAAAAAGAAAAUGGAAAAGAAAAACAGAUAGCGAUGGCAAAAGGAAACCGAAUAGAAAUGGAUCGUCCUUUUGAUGGAGGUAUGUUAAAAAGCCUGCUUUAUACUAAAGAUCACAGGGCCAAGGCCGGCCAUACCGCCAAAAUGACAAGUUCAAACAACCGAAAUAACCAAAUGCAGUUCAGUUUCGAUAUUUUGGAUAAAGAUGACGAUGAAAUAAGUCUGGGAGAGUUUUCUCCUAAGCGAGAAAAAAACUCGCCAAGGCAACGGAAAUCUCAUAUAAAAAAUGACGCGCAAAUGCGUAAGGCUGACAUCAUAGGAAGUGAUGAUAAAACUCCAUUCUUAGUGACACGUUGCGUGGGAGAAAAUGAUAGCCAGACUAAUCUAGUAAAGAUCAAGAAACAGCUUUUUUGGGAAAAUGAGAAAUACAAAAGAGUGGGCAUCAACAAGGAUGCAAAAAAGAUGGUUAAAAGACUGAAACGAGAAGAUGAGAAAAAGAGCAAGAACGAAGGUCUUGGAGGCAACGGCAAUGUGAGUAGGGAUAUCAAUAAAGGAGCAAGAAUGGCUGGUUUGAAACGAAAGAUAGCUUUGCGAUUAAAAGGAAGAAAAAAGGAGAAACUCGAAAACAAAGAAGACCAUCCCAAUUCAUUAAGCACUGAGACGGUAAAUCUCCAACCGUCUCUUCCUGAAAGGUAUAGGAAGGAUAAAAUUAGGCAGAAAGGAAGCUUUAAAGAUGGAAACAGUAAAAAUUUAAGGGCAGAUACAGAGCAUCUGGUAUCUGAAAUCCGAUAUGAAGAAUGCAAGGAGAGAAAAGCUGAAACAGGAAAUGGAUUUGAUGAGAAAGAAGUGCGUUUCACAGAUAGCGAAGCCAGUUUUGAAGGUGGUGGUGAUGGUGAUCGUCGACGUAAUCAUCAUUUACAGAAAAGCUCAGAAUUCUCUUUUUCAGAAGAAAAUUACGAUUGUAAUUAUGAUGUUCACGCUGAGAACUAUACAGAAGGUAGAUUUGCUGAUGGAAAUACGAAGAAGAUAGUGACGUUUGCGGACAACAGUGACUUGUUAGCUGUAGACAACUACCACGAUCCCUAUGUUAACUACCACGAUCCCGAUAGCAGCAAAUCUACAAAGAACGCUAAGAAGUGUGGAAAGAAAAGACGGACCAUUAAAGGCUUCAAACUAAGAUGGGUAGGAUUUGGAUCAAAGAAAAGCAAGAAGGAUAGGCAAGAAAAAGAAAAGAAGACAAAAAAGAACAGUAAAAAAGAAAAGAAUAAAUCUGAAAAGAGUUCCACGGAUGUUACAGCAGAUGAGUGGGAGGCUACAAGCAUGACUGCAAAAGGGUCCUUGAAUCGAACGAGGAAGGAGAAUAACAGCAUUGCAAAAAACGCUGCCGAAAAGAACGAAAAACUUCGAACAAAGGAAAAGAAGAUUGCAAAAGAUGGAACAAAAGUAAAAAAGCAGCAAGCUAAGCUUGAAAAACGGAAACGAAAUUCAGAAAAGAAAGAAAACCAGCUUAAAAAGAAAGAAAUAAAAGCACAAGAAAAAAUGAAAAAGCAGCAACGGACUGUGGAAAACUUGAAGAUAAAACUUCAAGAAGAAGGAAACCUGGUCAAGGAAGGAGGAAAGAAGAAAGCUGAGAAACUGCAGGCAAAAGUAGACAAAAAACAGCACAAGGCAGAGAAACUUUUGAAGAAGAGGCAAGAAAAACUAGAGAAAGAAAAAGCAAAAUUGGAAAAAAAGGAAGCAAAACUUCAGCAAAAACAAGCAGAUAAACUGGAAAAAGAGCGGGUGAAAAUUCUCAAGGCAAAGGAUAAGCACAGUGGAGAAACAAAAGAAAAAUAUGACGAUAAAGCAAAGGAAUUUGGAAAGAUAAAGAGAAAAAGCUCAGGCAAAAGAUUCCAAAAAAGUAAACGUGGAUUUUCAAUCAAGUUUAUUGGGAUGAAACCUAAUAAAAAGAAGAAAGAAAAAACAGAUCAAAAUGGUGUCAAUUUGCCUAAGAGUGUCGAUGAAAAUGCAUUGGCGACAUCGACAGUUAACGGGAAUGAUGCAGCGGAAAAGAUUACUUGCUCCGAAAGCAAUGGUUCUUCCCCAUUAUUUGUUGACGUGGUAGAGCGAUUUUGCUGUGAUGAUGAUUCUGAUGAUGAGGUAUUGAAAAGGGAAACAGUAACUUUUGCACCCCUUAGGCCAAGAAAGCCAAUAGAUCGCGAUACAAAAACGUUGUCAGAAUUCGCAAAUGCUCCUGAGAGGAUUGAUGGGAAGAAUGCAGUGGAUGAGAUUUUGGUAAUAGAUACUGGAGAAGAAAAAUUUGAUUCCGCCAGUGAUAGAGAGGAUAGCAGGGAAGAUAAACAUUGUGAUGUCCUUUUGGUAAAAGAAUAUAGUAACGGAAACUUGGAUGCUGGUGGAACAGGAAUAUCAAGCAAGGAUAUAAGUCAGAGAUACCUAGUUUCAGAGGAUGACGAUAGUGAUACUAACAUUGAACUUUUUACGCCUCAAAAUUUGCAACGUCGUGAAAAGGAUGACAGCGAAAAAACGAAUGAGAUAAAAGAACCGAUGAUAACAUGUCUCAAGGGAGAGGACAAAGGAAAAGAAGACAUUUCUCAACAAGAAAUUGCGUCAAAAAAUCUUAAGCCAAAGAAAAAUGCUCGUAGUGAAAAAAUUGAAGCUAUGAUUCAUAGAAAAAACAUUAACUUCACAGAAGAGACAAUUAAACAUCUACAAGAAAAGAUAUUUAUUCUUGAGGCCGAAAACGCAGAUCUUAAGAGAUGUUCACAGGCAACAAACAAAAUUCAGCAAACCUUUGACGAUACAAGUCAAACAAACCUAGAGCCACUACUCAGAGAUUUCGAGAAAUGUUUGGCCGAAACAACUCAAGAAUUCGUCCGAGCAAGACAAGAGGCAAUAAAUGCAGGAAUCGAACUUGAGAGUGCAAACAAUCAGGUUGAUGCUGCGAUGCACGAGGCAAGAGUUUCGAGUCGCGCAGCUCAAGUUGCAAGAAGUCUGGUACGAGUGGCAAAGGAAGAGACCGAGGCAGCUAAGAAUGAGGCAAAUACUGCUGUGAUCAAAGUUGAAGAGGCAGAAAAAGAGAGGAAUGAGUACAAAAGGAGGUUGGAAGAAAUUUCACAGGAUUUGGAGAAGUUGAAAAAAGAGAAUCGGGAGCACGAAGCAGCAGGGCAUUCUGAAGAAAGGAAUGACAAAGUACCACAAGGGAGUUACGAAGAACAAAGAAAUGAGGAUGAAACAUCGAAUUCUGAAUGGGACGAGCCGGAGCAGAUUCUGCCGACUGUAAAUGCCGAGAAGCGUAUAAAUGAAAUGAUAGAGAAAGAAAACUGUACAGUGGAAGCAUAUGAUAAUUUGCUCGAAGCAAGAGAAGAAGAGCUACACAUUCUACGAGAGCACAAUGCAAAGCUGCAAAGAAGCAACGAGUCAAUGGAAGCAAGACUAUUGGAACUAGAAACAGCAGAAGAAAAUUUUUGUAAAAAAAGACAGGAUAUAUUGUCUUCUCAAAAUGAAGUAGAAGCUUUGAGAAAAGAGAACAGCGAGCUGAAAUCAAGUCAAGACUCAUUGCAAGGGCAAGUAUUGGAACUGGAAGUGGCUCUGCAAAUGGAAGAAUCAAAAGUGCAGAUAGACAAAAAGACUGCUUCACACCCAGAUGACCAGGAAUAUGAGGCGGAAGUUCUUGCAAAUCUACUGGAAGUAAAAGAACAACAGUUACGUUCACUCCAAGAGAAUUACUCAAAGCUACAAUCUAGUAAAGAGUCUAUGAAAGAAAGACUUCUUGAAUUGGAGAUAAAUCAACAAGUCCUUCAUUUACGAGAAACCAUUAGCAAAAUCGAAACAGAAUACAAGGAAUUGAAAUCACAAGAAGAGAAUGUAAAGGAAAGGCAACUUGAAAUAGAGAUAAGGGAGCAAGCAUUAGAAACUUCUGAGAAAGAAAUCGAGCUUUUGAAAAACGAGAACAGCGAGCUGAAAUCAAGUCAAGACUCAUUGCAAGGGCAGGUAUUGGAACUGGAAGUGGCUCUGCAAAUGGAAGAAUCAAAAGUGCAGAUAGACAAAAAGACUGCUUCACACCCAGAUGACCAGGAAUAUGAGGCGGAAGUUCUUGCAAAUUUACUGGAAGUGAAAGAACAACAGUUACGUUCCCUUCAAGAGAAUUACUCAAAGCUACAAUCUAGUAAAGAGUCUAUGAAAGAAAGACUUCUUGAAUUGGAGAUAAAUCAACAAGUACUUCAUUUACGAGAAACCGAAUUGAGCAAAAUCGAAACAGAAUACAAGGAAUUGAAAUCACAAGAAGAGAAUGUAAAGGAAAGGCAACUGGAAAUAGAUUUAAAGGAGCAAGCUUUACGGUCGGCACAGACGAAUGCCCUAAAAGGUUACUCUGAACAGGUUGAUCAUUCACAGCCGAAAGCAUUGGAGAGCAAUUUUGAAAGCAGAAUAGUUGAAGAGAAGGAGGUACAAAUUCUAAAAGAGUCAAAUGAACGAUUGAAAAACGAAAACCAAGUCUUGUGGGCAGAUGUCAGCAAACUUGAAUCACAACUAGAAUCUAUGAGAGUUACCUUAGAAUACUUUCAAGAGCAAGGAAAUGAACAGGCCAGUACAGGCAACCAAUUGGGAGAGAAGGAGGUACAAGUUCUAAAGGAGUCCAAUGAUCGAUUGAAAAACGAAAACCAAGUCUUGUGGGCAGAUGUCAGCAAGCUUGAAUCACAACUAGAAUCUAUGAGAGUCACCUUAGAAUACCUUCAAGAGCAAGGAAAUGAACAGGCCAAUACAGGCAACCAAUUGGGAGAGAAGGAGGUACAAGUUCUAAAGGAGUCCAAUGAUCGAUUGAAAAACGAAAACCAAGUCUUGUGGGCAGAUGUCAGCAAACUUGAAUCACAACUAGAAUCUAUGAGAGUUACCUUAGAAUACUUUCAAGAGCAAGGAAAUGAACAGGCCAGUACAGGUAACCAAUUGGGAGAGAAGGAGGUACAAGUUCUAAAGGAGUCCAAUGAUCGAUUGAAAAACGAAAACCAAGUCUUGUGGGCAGAUGUCAGCAAACUUGAAUCACAACUAGAAUCUAUGAGAGUUACCUUAGAAUACUUUCAAGAGCAAGGAAAUGAACAGGCCAGUACAGGUAACCAAUUGGGAGAGAAGGAGGUACAAGUUCUAAAGGAGUUCAAUGAUAGAUUGAAAAACGAAAACCAAGUCUUGUGGGCAGAUGUCAGCAAGCUUGAAUCACAACUAGAAUCUAUGAGAGUCACUUUAGAAUACUUUCAAGAGCAAGCAAAUGAACAGGCCAGUACAGGUAACCAAUUGGAGAGAGAAGGAGGUACAAGUUCUAAAGGAGUCCAAUGAUCGAUUGAAAAACGAAAACCAAGUCUUGUGGGCAGAUGUCAGCAAACUUGAAUCACAACUAGAAUCUAUGAGAGUCACUUUAGAAUACUUUCAAGAGCAAGCAAAUGAACAGGCCAGUACAGGUAACCAAUUGGGAGAGAAG